GAAGCGUAGCCGGGGCUGUUGGCGAUGAUGGCGGAGAGUCCGGCUGCCGAGGAGGCGGCUGCGGCCGCGGUGUUGGCGGCGCCGCCGGCGAGCGCAGGGCCAGGAGCUGGAGCGGGCGGCGGCGGGCCCGGGGUGUUCCUGCCGGCCGAGCUCUGGGCGGUGGCGGGGCUCGGGUCGGCCGGGGCCGCAUCCGGAGCGGGUACGGGAGUCGGGUCUGGCGGGGCCUCGGUCCCCGGGAUCCCCAGCUCGGCCGCUGCGGCCGCCGCGGCCGGGGUGCUCCUCUCGCACUCGGCCUUCUGGGACCCCACCACCAGCGGCGACUGGGACGGCGAGAGGCCGAGCCCUGCUUGCCUGCUCCGCAUCAAACGAGAUAUCAUGUCUAUCUACAAGGAACCCCCUCCUGGAAUGUUUGUAGUGCCUGACCCCCAUGAUAUGACCAAGAUUCAUGCGUUGAUCACAGGCCCCUUUGACACGCCUUACGAAGGGGGUUUCUUCUUGUUCCUGUUUCGCUGUCCUCCAGAUUAUCCCAUCCAUCCGCCGCGGGUCAAACUGAUGACAACAGGGAAUAACACAGUGAGGUUUAACCCUAACUUCUACCGCAAUGGGAAGGUCUGCCUCAGUAUUCUAGGUACGUGGACUGGUCCAGCCUGGAGUCCUGCACAGAGCAUUUCCUCGGUCCUUAUAUCUAUACAGUCCCUGAUGACUGAGAACCCUUAUCACAACGAGCCUGGCUUUGAGCAGGAAAGACAUCCGGGAGACAGUAAAAAUUACAACGAGUGUAUUCGGCAUGAGACUAUCAGGGUUGCUGUGUGUGACAUGCUAGAAGGGAAAUGCCCUUGUCCAGAGCCUUUACGGGGUGUCAUGGAAAAGUCCUUCAUGGAGUAUUAUGAUUUCUACGAGGGGGUAUGCAAAGAGCGGCUUCACCUCCAAGGACAGACGAUGCAGGAUCCCUUCGGCGAGAAGCGAGGGCACUUUGACUACCAGUCCCUUCUGCUGCGUUUGCAAGGAAUCCGCCUGAAAGUGCAGGAGAAACACCAGCAGGAGAACCCAGACAUAGACUCAGAAAGCAGCUCCUCUGAGACAGAGACAGACACUCAAGGGAGCAUUAAGGCUUAGGUGCCUCCCACCUGAUCGCUUGGGAACCCAAGACGUAGAGGUGGGAUCUUCUGACUCCAGGCACUGCGGAGGAACCCCGGAGAGACCCAAGAACCCGUCCGGUUCUAGAGCGGGGAGAACCUGGGCUGAGCAGCACCCCUUCAUUGCCUCCUCCAGUGCUCUGGUACACGCUGUUUAAAACAAACGAGGAUUUGAUGCUAAGACUGAACCGGGCUUCUGACAAGCUGUCUUUUGAAAGUGGCUCUUUCUCCGCUGCAGACCCAUGAGCAAAAAUGGCAUAAAGGCAUUCUGGAAGAA
Messenger RNA from Lacerta agilis (Sand lizard), 1413 nucleotides. It is a transcript of the gene UBE2Z, whose product is annotated as ubiquitin conjugating enzyme E2 Z. The record is from RefSeq and is a predicted model, not a curated record. Bases 25 to 1116 code for a protein of 363 amino acids. Lineage: Eukaryota; Metazoa; Chordata; Lepidosauria; Squamata; Lacertidae. Gene Ontology annotation, molecular function: ubiquitin conjugating enzyme activity; cysteine-type endopeptidase inhibitor activity. The transcript is spliced from 7 exons. Gene Ontology annotation, biological process: negative regulation of apoptotic process. Gene Ontology annotation, cellular component: nucleus.